UAACGGUCACUCAAAGCAGUCACAACUUCCAACUGAAUUAGUAUUUACCUCAAAAAUAAAAUGUUUUUCAAAGCUAUACCAUUCGUCGCUUUCAUAGCGCUUUGUCACGCGGAGGAUCACGCUUACUCCUCACAGAGUAUAGUACUCCAUCAUGAACAGAAAGGCUAUGAUGCACCCGAAGAACACCAGGUCCCCGUUAAAGUAGUCGUUCCAGUCAUCAAGAAAGUAGUUCCUGUAGCGAAAUACGUAGUUGAAAGCUCUGGAUAUGAACAGAAUGAAAAAUAUGAGCAUUAUGACCAUAAACAUGCCAUCUCUUCCCAGCAAAUUGAGCGUCAUGACAUACCUGCUCAACCUCCCAAAGGUUUCUUUGACGACCAUGGUCCAGCCAAAUACGAAUUCGAAUAUAAAGUGCACGACCCUCACACUCACGACGUGAAGCAGCAGCAUGAGACCCGAGACGGUCACUCCGUGCACGGCGUCUACAGUCUGCACGAGGCUGACGGCUCCAUCCGCACUGUCCACUACUCCGCUGAUAAGAAAAAUGGAUUCCAAGCAGAUGUGAAACAUACCACCAAACAUGAAGAAUCUAAGCAACAUAAUUAAUGACCUCAUAGCAUACGAUGUAUUAUAAUUUAUUUAUUGUUAAUAAAAUAAC
Messenger RNA from Plodia interpunctella (Indianmeal moth), 655 nucleotides. RefSeq names its product cuticle protein 8-like. Lineage: Eukaryota; Metazoa; Arthropoda; Insecta; Lepidoptera; Pyralidae. Gene Ontology annotation, cellular component: extracellular matrix. The transcript is spliced from 4 exons. Bases 61 to 603 code for a protein of 180 amino acids. The record is from RefSeq and is a predicted model, not a curated record.